AUGACUGCAUCAAGCUCCGGGGUGUCGUCUGCAAUGUCUGCAUCCAAAGCCAAUAAAUCAGGUAUAUUUUUGAGCAUUCCAAGACUUACAACUAAACCUAAUUUUCUAACAAAAUCUAAUCAAGAGGAAGUCACAGAUGUUCCCGAGGAGCGGGAAAUUGGCGAGGAUCCGACCACCUCGGCUGAUGGCUUAACUCAAAGGACAGAAUCCAACUAUGGAACCGAUCCUAUAGAGCAACAUGAUGCCACCACGUCGAUGCCGCAACAGUCAUCAAAACAGUCAACAAAACAGAUAAAAAGGAAAGCUGCAGCAAUUGCCGCGGCGGCAGUUGCUGCAGCAGCAGCAGCAACUCCUCCAAAAGCAAUCCGACGACCAGCACCAAAACCUGCAGUACCACGUGAUCCUAUUGUGCAUGCACGACCUCCUGUCGUCAAACCAGCAUCAAGACCAGCUGUACCACGUGAUCCAAUUGUGCAUGCGCGAUCAACAACCCCGGAACCAAAAGAGGUUGAUGUUGAAACAACUGGGUCCACAUAUUAUAACAGCAAUUACUAUCCUGAUUACUACAACUAUAAUAGUGGUUUUGACGGAAAUGAUCGUAGUGGCAAAAACCAAGGGGACAACACGUGUCCAGUUUUCAAAGAAACAAUCAUGGAGCACCACAUUAUUUUACGGCAUGGUGGAUGUGAAAUCAUUCUAUCACAGGAUGAUGCUAUUCGAUGGUUUGGCAGACCGACAAGGCCGCUAGUGUACUCAAGGAAAUACCUAUAAGGAACUCGAAUACAUCAUAAUUGUUCACCCAGCAAAGCUAUCAUCAUUCCUAUGUACAUCUGC
Messenger RNA from Saccostrea cuccullata (small rock oyster), 834 nucleotides. RefSeq lists its product as uncharacterized. Bases 1 to 771 code for a protein of 256 amino acids. Lineage: Eukaryota; Metazoa; Mollusca; Bivalvia; Ostreida; Ostreidae. The transcript is spliced from 5 exons. The record is from RefSeq and is a predicted model, not a curated record.